Messenger RNA from Synchiropus splendidus (mandarinfish), 2292 nucleotides. RefSeq names its product 4-trimethylaminobutyraldehyde dehydrogenase B-like. The record is from RefSeq and is a predicted model, not a curated record. Gene Ontology annotation, molecular function: 4-trimethylammoniobutyraldehyde dehydrogenase (NAD+) activity; aminobutyraldehyde dehydrogenase (NAD+) activity. NCBI's taxonomy places the organism in Eukaryota, Metazoa, Chordata, Actinopteri, Syngnathiformes, Callionymidae. Bases 131 to 1687 code for a protein of 518 amino acids. The transcript is spliced from 12 exons.
AAUUACAGCCAUUUGCCUAACGAAGAAGAAGAAGAAACCCACUGACUCCGUUACUUUAUAACCGUUUUCCUUUACUCGCUGCAGGUUCAUGAAUGUGUGUCUUCAGUGAGCCAAUAGCGGCGGAGUGAGAAUGCUCCGCAGACUCGCUGCGCUGGUGCGGAGACCCAUGGCGGAAACCGCGCUGUCACCCGGGGUCAGGUUCGCCUCCUCGGCCUCGCUGGACAUCAAGGAACCGCUGAAUUUCUGGGCUGGGAGACGGAGAUCAAGCAAAGGAAGGAAUGGUGACGAAAAAGUGUUCGAGCCUGCAACAGGCCGUGUGUUGUGUGUUUUGGAGUCAUGUGGGUCAGCAGAGGUCGACCUGGCCGUCAGUGCGGCCAAGUCGGCUUUCGACGUCUGGAGCAAGACAUCCGGGAUGGAGAGAGCGCGGAUAAUGAUCCGAGCGGCGCACAUCAUUGAGAACAGAAGAGAGGAAAUCGCGGAAAUGGAGGUGGUCAACAAUGGAAAGUCCAUCACCGAAGCCCGUCUGGAUGUGGACUCGGCCCGACUCUGCCUGGAGUACUUUGCCGGUCUGGCUACCACUUUGGCAGGUCAGCACGUCCAGCUGCCUGGGGGGUCCUUUGCGUACACUCGGCGGGAGCCUUUGGGUGUUUGUGUUGGCAUCGGAGCUUGGAAUUAUCCCUUCCAGAUUGCCGCCUGGAAGUCAGCCCCAGCUCUGGCGUGUGGGAACUCCAUGGUGUUCAAACCGUCACCGGUGACUCCUGUGACGGCAGUGCUGCUGGCAGAGAUCUACUCCCAGGCUGGAGCUCCAGAGGGGCUCUUCAACGUGGUGCAGGGGGGGCAGGAGACCGGCAGCCUGCUGUGCCUCCACCCUGAUGUGGCAAAGGUGUCGUUCACUGGCAGCGUGCCCACUGGCAAGAAGAUCAUGGAAAUGGCCUCCAGAGGGGUGAAGCCUGUGACGUUGGAACUCGGAGGAAAGUCUCCUCUCAUCAUAUUCCAGGACAGCGAUUUGGAGAACGCCGUCAGUGGAGCACUCAUGGCCAACUUCCUCUCUCAGGGACAGGUUUGUAGCAACGGUACAAGAGUCUUUGUCCAAAGAGAAAUUCUCCCCAAAUUUGUGGAGGAGGUUGUGAAACGGACGAAGGCCAUUCAGAUCGGGGAUCCCCUCUUGGAGAGCACCAGGAUGGGAGCACUGGUCAGCAAGGCACACCUCGACAAAGUUCUCAAAUAUGUUGAUCAAGCAAAGCGAGAGGGAGCAGCUGUGUUGUGUGGAGGGGAACCUUUCUUGCCCUCUGACCCCAAACUCCAGGGUGGAUACUACAUGACACCAUGUGUUUUGGGCAACUGCACAGAUGAGAUGACGUGUGUGAAGGAGGAGAUCUUCGGGCCCGUCAUGUCUGUGCUGUCCUUUGAAACGGAGGAGGAGGUGCUGAGGAGAGCCAACCACAGCGACCUGGGACUAGCAGCUGGAGUUUUCACAAAGGACGUGACGCGAGCCCAUCGUGUGGUCGAACAGCUGAAGGCGGGUUCCUGUUUCAUCAACAACUACAAUAUCACUCCCGUGGAGGUUCCGUUUGGGGGCUUCAAAAUGUCUGGGAUCGGACGGGAGAACGGCCAGGUGACCAUUGAGUACUACUCUCAGCUGAAGACCGUCUACGUGGAGAUGGGGAAGGUGGACAGCCUCUUUUAGAAAGUGGUUCACAGAUCAUUUGGAGUGGAAGACCUUCAUGACUCAAAGAAGACCAGGCAUUUGUGUGAAGAGACCUGUAGUACGAACUCUGGUCAGUCAGCCAAGGAUGGAUGGUUUAGUAACUUGAACGAAUGAUGAAGCUAACCCUGUUGUGUGUUAAAUGGCAAUUUAAAACCACCACUCGAGGCCUUUCUCAGUGGAUAAAGCUGUGUUAUUGUCAUUUGAUUUCCAGUUUUUCACAUGAAAAUCACAUUAAAAAUGUAGCAAUGUAGAAAGCAAUAUGCUUCAGUUACUUAAUAUAACCUUAAUAUACUUUUAUUUUCCAGUGAACAAUACAUUUUAAUGAAAAGAUGAAUAAACGUAGAACAAUAUAUUUUUUGACACCUUCUCCUAAUAUGGCUAUGAACCAACACACCUGAACUGAAUGAACUGUUUAACAAGUGCUCUGUUGCCUCUCAUUGCAGGGCAGAUUAAAUUCUCUUCUUCUUCCUCGCAAGCCUUUUCACUUUGUUUCCCUGCAGUAAACGUGCAACAGAGUCUGAAUGUCAACUCAUACCGAACCACCGAAUGUCAAAGUCUGGUCCAUCACAUUUUAAGGAGAGAAA